GACGAAGAAUUUCUGCAAAGAUAUACAUACUCAAAAAUACAAUAGAAUACUCAGUUCUGAUUAUUGUCUCAAAUUUCCGCCUAAUCACAAAUUUGAGAGAGAGAUUCACACGCGAUGAUAUAAGCCAAAGAAGAACAGAAGAGGUCGAAAAAAAUGUUGGCAUCCCGCUCCACCUCGACGAAACAAUCCUCAUCCCUCCUCAUCUCAUUUCUAUUCCUAAUUGUCAUCCUCACAACUAUCAUAUACUUUCUUCAAAUAUCCUCUGUGUCCUUUGUCUCUCCCACCUCUUCACCUAAUUCACAUACCUCCCCAUUAUCUUCAUCCACACCUUCUAUUUCUGGGUCCCUUAAUCCCUCAUCACCGCUUUCCAAAACUGUUCUAUUUUCUGAGCAUCCAAUAUACGAGAAUCUUUCCCAUGAAUAUGAUCAUCUUUGGGAUGAAUUACUUCCACAAAAUGGGGGGUUUUUGAGGGUUUUUGACGAAAAUAUGGAGUCAAAUGGGAACGAGUAUGCGGAAGGAAAGAAAGGAGAAGUGCAAAAGGGGAAGAAACAUAGAUAUGGAAUAACUAUGUUUCAUUCUCUCCACUGUUUGGGUAUUAUGAGGGGAGGCGUACAGGAAUUAUUCAGGGAGAUGGAGGAGUUGAAGAUGGAAGUUGAGGAGUUGAAGAUGGAGAAGAUGGAAGACGAUGAGGAGGCGGAGAGCAAAAUGAGAAGGGGACAGCAGAAAAAGAGAGCGGGAGGCGGCCAUGGUCAUGGUCAUGAUUUUGGUCACAUUGAACAUGGGGAUCCGUUGCAUUGGUUGCAUUGUUUUGAUUAUUUGAGACAGACAGUACUAUGCACGGCUGAUGGAACACUGGAGCCACCAAAAGCUGAUUCGAAAGGAAAAGAAAAUGUCGACGGGAUGAUGGAGAGACAAUGCAAGGACCCUGAAGAGCUGUGGAAGUUGAGUGUUGAGUCUUUUGAUGAUUAAUUACCCAAUUCUAUCGAUGUUCUAGUUAUUUGCACUCUCAUGGAGUUUGAGUGCAAGAUGCUGUCAUUACGGAAUUCAAUCACCAUUCUCAAUGAUUGAAGAUACUUAACCGUCCGUUACAAUAAUCCUUAUGGCACCAAUGUGAGAUAUAUUUUAAAUCUUAGCAGCA
Messenger RNA from Botrytis cinerea B05.10, 1138 nucleotides. RefSeq lists its product as hypothetical. Lineage: Eukaryota; Fungi; Ascomycota; Leotiomycetes; Helotiales; Sclerotiniaceae. The coding region runs from base 154 to 969 and encodes 271 amino acids. The record is from RefSeq and is a predicted model, not a curated record. The transcript has 2 exons. Gene Ontology annotation, biological process: mycotoxin biosynthetic process.